AUGGCAUCUUCCGUGACGGUUCCCGACGGCGGCGGCAAAUCGUCCGCCAUGGCAACUACUUCUAGAGACGGACUCGAAGAGGCAUCGGUUCGAAAAGCAGCGAAUGCGCUCCUCAAAUGGAAGACAAAGGUGCAAAAGCAGCCUCACAAUGAAUCUGGGCACGAAGAGAGCGAAGACGAAGAACGCGAUGAUUUCGUAUACCUCUCAAUAACCCUAAAAAGAGUUCCGCCGACGGAACUUACUCGUGUUCCUCACCGAAUCCCCCUCCGCCAUUCUAUUUUCCCGGAAGACCACUCCAUCUUGAACGUUUGCCUCAUUGUCGACGGGAAGAGGAUCACCGCCGAAGUCGCUAACAGGACGCUCAAAUCGCAGGGUGUUAACGUUGUGAAACAGGUCAUGAAGCUCUCCAAGCUGAAAUCCGAUUACAAAUCCUUCGAAUCGAAGAAAAAGCUUUACGAUUCAUUCGACCUGUUCGUAGCGGCUAACCGUGUAGUCCCCAUGCUUCCCAUGGUGUUGGGGAAGGUUUUCUACAAUAAGAAGAAGAAGCUUCCGGUGCCUGUAGACCUAAAACUGGACGGUAGUAAAUGGAAGGAAGAGAUUGAAUUAGCCUGCAAAUCGAGCUUGUGGUGCUUGAGCGGUGGGACUUGCAGUGCUGUAAGAGUGGGGAGGUUUGGCGUUACAGAGGGCAAUCAAAUUGUGGAGAAUGUGUUCGAGGCUAUUGAUGAGGUGGUGAAGAUUGUUCCGAAAAGAUGGAAGGGGAUCAAAUGCCUUCACUUGAGAUUUUCGGAUUCGGUUGCAUUGCCGAUUUAUGAUUGUUCUCAAGCAUUGCAGCAGCUCAACGGCGAUGAAGUAGCACAAGCUGAAGGUGAUGAUUCUGGUUUAGUUGGGAAGAAGAGGAAAAGGGAGGUUGUUGGUAAGAAACAGGUUACAAAAUGA
This is a messenger RNA of Andrographis paniculata, 936 nucleotides long. RefSeq names its product putative ribosome biogenesis protein C8F11.04. Bases 1 to 936 code for a protein of 311 amino acids. Gene Ontology annotation, cellular component: 90S preribosome. Lineage: Eukaryota; Viridiplantae; Streptophyta; Magnoliopsida; Lamiales; Acanthaceae. The transcript has a single exon. The record is from RefSeq and is a predicted model, not a curated record.